AGGUCGAGGUGACCCCAUGCUUCAUUUGACCCCGCGUGACACCCACUUUAUGACCUGUGACACUUAUUGAAAGGAAACAAAGCAGGAACAUAAAUCCAUAUUAGCUAGCUGGCAGGCUAUAAUUGGAGCUGGGGUUAUUUAUUAUUAUUGAAGGAAUGACAUGCAUUGGAACAAAUAGCUCUCGUGCCUCGCGCACGAGCAAGACCUUGAAUGGAAACAGUAGAUGUGAGCAGUUUCUUCUUUUUUGCCUCUUACCUUUGUGUGUUUAGCGCCGAUCUUACGCCAUCUAGUGGACUGGAGUGGUAACGACAAUUGAUGGCGAAUUAUGGAGAACUCGAAACGAGCAAACCUCUGCAAAGCGUCAUACUUCCCCCACCCCUUCAGGGGACUACUAAAUGUUUUUAUUAGCCACUUUAGCCUCAGCAGCAGGGAGCCUGAAGCCCCGCCCACCCAAUCAAGCAAUCAAUCAUCUUUAUCUGCGCGGCUAUCAAGAGGGAAGCACCAAAUAUCUGCAGCUGUCAACCAAUGAGGAUGCUGCUCACUCAGGAAGCCCACCCGGAGCAUGUUGUGUGUGUGUGUGUGUGUGUGUGUAGGCAGCCUGCCACAGGAGGAGGUGUGUCUGCCUGUGCCAAAAGUGUGGGUGCGAGCAAGAGUGUCCUCACACUGAAGAGGAGGAGGCAUGCAACUGGAAGUCAGAGCAAAGGAGAUCCUCUGAGGGUACACGGAUGCGAGAGAGAAGGGGGGGGCGAGGACGAGGAGAAGGAGCGCAGGGAGGAAAGCAUCGCACUCCGACGGACGGCGCUGCGUCUCCCUGGCAACCAGAAUGGGCUGCAAUUUGUGCACCUUGCAGAAACGGGAAGAGCACUACAAGCUGCUGUAUGAGAUUGCCCAGGUAAACGGUCGUAACUUCUCCAAGGUGGAGCAGGAUGAGCCCAUUGUGGUCCAGGUUAUACGGCCCAGCGGAGCCGUGGCGUCAAUGGCGGAGGAGGACGAGGCGUGCGUGACAGAUGUGUGCACGCAAACGGACAUCACCUUCGAGCACAUCAUGGCGCUGGCCAAGCUCCGGCCUGCGACGCCGCCCGUCCCUGACAUCUGUCCCUUCCUUUUGUCUGACAGCUGUCAUUCCAUCCACACAAUGGAGCACGAGUUUUAUGAAUGUCCCGAGUACCUGUCCACCACGCCAGCUGAAGUGGAGAGGACUGAAGAGUAUGUUUAUGAGGAAGUGGAGUUGUGCAGGCAGAACAGUCAGGAGAAGCUUGGCCUGACGUUGUGCUACAGGACUGACGAGGAGGAGGACACGGCCAUUUAUGUAAGCCAGGUGGAGCCAAACAGUUUAGCAGCGAGAGACGGCCGCAUUAAAAACGGAGAUCGUAUUCUCCAGAUAAAUGGCUGUGCGGUGCAAGAUAGAGAGAAAGCCGUUUCCUUGUUGUCGGGAGAAGAUGCAAACAACAUCGUCCUGCUGGUGACAAGGCCGGAGACGCAGCUUGAAGAUGAUGUGUGGCUUGAUGAUGAGCAACAGGAACUUGUGGAGGAACUGAAGCUUCUGGAGGAGAGGGAGGGGGUUCUGAACUUGAGGCAAGAUGAGGUAAAAGAAGAAAGGACAACCGACACGUCCAACAGUCAAGACAAAGACAGCGGGUUUGGGUGCAGCACCGACAGUCCGGACCACCAACCGUUACUGGCCAGAUUCUACAGGAGGAGUCCAGCCCAGUGCUUGAGCGAACAAUGGCGAGCCCAGCACCCACACACAAAACGAGGUUCUGUCAGAUCGCAGGAGCCCAAAAGCCAAGGUCGAGAAGGGCUAGUGAAUAUUCACGGUGGUGGAAGCGGGAUCUUGGGUUUGGAGAACCACUUCCAGCAACUCCUGGAGCUCAAGUGCCAAAUCCGGAAUGGCGUCGAGUGUGGCGUGUACUCCAUACGCCACAGCAUCGAGUGUAGCCUCACAGAGAGGGACAGAGAUGAGGAUCUCGAAGAAGGGGAAGGGAUGGAGCAGGAGUUGAGGAUGUUAAACGAGGAGCUGCGCAGCAUUGAGUUGGAGUGUCAGAACAUCAUGCAAGCCCAUCAGCUCCGCCAGUCACAACAGAUGAGCUCCUCAUCCUCAGCAGGUCGAAGGCUCAAGGAUGAGCACAAGAGCCACAGCAGACUUGCUGACAUACAUGAACAUCCAGAAGGUGAUAAGAUCCGAGAAAAGGACAGCUCCAGUGCCUACAACACGGCGGAGAGCUCACGAUCCACUCCGCUAGGUAAGGAGCGAUCUCCUGAGCACUCCCUGCAGAGAUGCAUCAGCAUCACGAACCAGAAGAACCUCCAGAUGGCCUCAUCCAUGACCUCAAGCCCCGUCCCCGUCCCCAAGCCUCAGGGAUCAGCCAGCCAAGGUGGGCAACCGGAUCCUUGCGCCCUUUUCUCCAGCAGCCCAGACCAGAGUAACCCUUCUCGAUCAGAAUCCGACCCGGCACUGCCUGCGGACGACGAGAGGUGCGACAAAAGGGGUAGAACCAAAGAUCCAAAGAGAAAAGCACCGUUUGCCUCAUACCAAACCACCCCUUACCAAGGCUCACUUGGAACCCACCAACUUCAGAGCUACAUGCAACUGCUACAACAGCACUCUUCCUUGGAAUAUUCCCAGAGCCAGCUGAGUCUUCUCAGUGUCUGCGGAGAUCCACUAAACCGGAUUGGGCGACCCGGGGAACCCCGCCUUGAGUGGAAAGUCAAAGUCCGGAAUGACGGGUCUCGAUAUGUAGCCCGGAGACCCGCCCGUGACCGCAUCCUGAGAGAGCGAGCGCUACGAAUCCGAGAGGAACGCAGUGGCGGGAUGACCACGGAUGACGAUGCAAUGAGCGAGAUGAAGAUGGGCCGCUACUGGAGCAAAGAGGAGAGGAAGCAGCAUCUGGCUCGAGCGAGGGAGCAGAGAAAGAGGAGGGAGUUCAUGCAGAAGAGUCGCUUCGAGUGCCUCAAGGAGGGUCCGGCUUAUGGAGCCGACGGCCGCAAGGAGAUAAACAUCUUGGAGUUGAGUCAGAAGAAGAUGAUGAAGAAGCGGAACAAAAAGAUUCUGGACAAUUGGAUGACCAUUCAGGAGCUGAUGAGUCACGGCGCACGAGUGCCGGAGGGCUCCAAAGUCCAUAACGCCUUCUUAUCUGUUACAACCGUUUAGGAGUUGUUGACAGCGCACUUUUUCACAUCAUAUUUGCUGAAAACAUGUAGCAUUUCUUCACUUGAAGACUCUCUUUGCAAUGGCAACAUUUGACCGUGUUUUACAUCCGUUUUUUCACUGGAGAGAAGUUUGUCCAAAUCCCAUGAUCGUACACUCUAUGCUAUGUAUUGUGACUCCAUCGAAAGCCUCAUUCAAGGCAGUUUUUGAUACCAGGAGAAAGUACACUAUUUUUCACACUUUGUAAUCUCGCUACUAAACUUUUUGUACGGACCUUUUUUUUUUUUUUACACUGAAUGUUGUGUAAAUAUAAAACAAAACUGUGGCGGUCAAACAUGACACGAUUUGAUUGUACCAUCGCUACACACCAGGCCAACAUGGAGACCAGGAUAUUUAUUAUUGACAUGUUAAUCCAAUUGGCAUUGACUGUAAAAAAAACAAUAAUAUUUCUGUAAUGAAUGUCGUUUAUUUCAAUGUUCAAUACUCAUAUUUAUAUUUGUUACUAUUAUUUCUAUUUAUUGUGAAUUAUCAUUCUGAUGAUGUAGCCACCCAUGGAACAAUUUAACAUCAUUAAAUGUCUCACAUUUGCAGCCUUAUAACUCAAAAUCACC
Messenger RNA from Doryrhamphus excisus (bluestripe pipefish), 3759 nucleotides. RefSeq names its product PDZ domain containing ring finger 4 (gene pdzrn4). Lineage: Eukaryota; Metazoa; Chordata; Actinopteri; Syngnathiformes; Syngnathidae. The record is from RefSeq and is a predicted model, not a curated record. Gene Ontology annotation, molecular function: protein binding.